GUUUUUGAUAGAGAUAAAAAAAACCAUUUUACCAACAAAAGCGGCGUUGAUUGUCCGAUUUCGCGACAAAAAUUUCAAAUUUUCUCGUUUUCGAGGGGUUUUGUUUUUUAUUGUUCAAAGGUUUCUUCGAAGAACGAAAGACAUUGUUUUUGAGAAAUGGGUUUGGAGAAGAAAUCGGCAUUGUUGGAAGAUUUGAUACAGAAAUGCGGCGGCUGUGCGGUGGUCGACGGCGGUUUCGCAACCCAGCUCGAGAUUCACGGCGCCGCCAUUAACGACCCUUUGUGGAGUGCUGUAUCUCUCAUAAGAGAUCCUGAACUCAUCAAGCGGGUUCACACUGAAUAUUUGGAAGCAGGUGCAGACAUUGUGGUUACUUCAUCUUAUCAAGCGACUAUCCCGGGGUUUCUCUCAAGAGGAUUAACCAUGGAAGAGAGCGAGUCCUUGCUCCAAAAGAGCGUAAAAUUAGCUGUUGAAGCUCGUGAUAGAUUCUGGGACAAAGUAAGCAAAACUUCAGGACAUAGCUAUAACCGAGCUCUUGUAGCUGCAUCUAUUGGAAGCUAUGGAGCUUAUCUUGCUGAUGGCUCUGAGUACAGUGGAAACUAUGGAGAGAACGUAAACUUGGCUAAACUAAAAGACUUCCACAGGAGAAGACUUCAAGUCCUAGUAGAAGCUGGUCCUGAUCUUCUUGCUUUUGAAACAAUACCUAAUAAACUUGAGGCUCAGGCGUGCGCUGAGCUUCUGGAGGAAGAGAAUGUGCAAAUCCCGGCAUGGAUCUGCUUCACAUCUGUAGAUGGAGAGAAAGCUCCAUCAGGAGAGAGCUUUGAGGAAUGCAUCGAAACUCUUAACAAAAGCAACAACAUUUACGCGGUUGGCAUUAACUGCGCGCCUCCUCAGUUCAUCGAGAGUCUGAUUCGUAAAUUCUCCAAGCUGACCAAGAAAGCAAUCGUUGUUUACCCCAAUAGUGGAGAGGUUUGGGACGGGAAAGCGAAAAAAUGGCUGCCAUCGCAAUGCUUCGGUGAUGCCGAAUUUGAGAUGUUUGCAACGAAAUGGCGCGAGCUUGGAGCUAAACUGAUAGGAGGAUGUUGCAGGACUACACCUUCCACCAUUAAAGCUAUCUCCAGAGAUUUGAAACGAAGAUGAGUUUCCUCGGAAGAAUAUUGAAGAUUCUACCUCUUGACUUGUUGGACCAUUCUUAGGUUUUUUUUCUUUUCUAUCUGUGUAUUGUUGUUUUCUUGCUAUUCACGCUUCUGUUGUUAUCUUAUAAGAAAUGUAUUCGUCAACUAGGCCUUGGGCUUUUCAUAUAAAAGCCCAUAUAAUGUUUUCUUUUCAAACUAGCACAUUUAAAUCCUUCUUAAUUAACCGUAAACAUA
Eutrema salsugineum is the source of this 1367-nucleotide messenger RNA. Its product is annotated as homocysteine S-methyltransferase 1. Gene Ontology annotation, molecular function: zinc ion binding; S-adenosylmethionine-homocysteine S-methyltransferase activity. The transcript has 7 exons. Lineage: Eukaryota; Viridiplantae; Streptophyta; Magnoliopsida; Brassicales; Brassicaceae. The record is from RefSeq and is a predicted model, not a curated record. Gene Ontology annotation, biological process: S-methylmethionine cycle. The coding region runs from base 157 to 1137 and encodes 326 amino acids.